AUGAAACCACAUAGUAAUAAAUUAAGUAUAUUGAAAAGUGGAAUCAUUGUAAGGAAAGUAAAUUUCCCCAUUAUACCGAAUAUUGAAAUAUUGGAUUUAGAUAUAACUACAGCUCAACCAAGUAGUAGGUCUUUAUUAAAAGGAAUUUGUAAAAUUUCUUGUAAAGAUGCUACUUUACAAAUACAAACUGUAAUUGAAUCAAAUUUAUUAUUAUUAAAUUUACAAGAUUCUCCAUUAUUCACCACUCCAAACAUGAUUAAUAAUAAUUCUUUCCAAAUUCCAAUAACAAUGACGUUUACGAAAAUUAAUUUGGAAGCCAUUGUUAAUCUAUUUAUGAAAAAUCAUGGCGUUAGUAUAUCAUUCAAUGACGUUACUUUAAAUUUCAAUUUUGAUUGUUCCAUUAAAAUAUUACAAUCAACCAUUGAAAAAAGAUUGAAAGAUUCAAUGAGAUUAGUAUUUGAAGAAAUUUUACCAACAGUUAUAUUUAAUAUGUCUCAAAAUUGGUUUUCCACCUCAUCAAUACAACAACAAUACCAGCAUCAGCAGCAACUGCAGCAACAGCAACAGCAACAGCAGCAAUCCGUGGAAACUGUUUCAUCAUUACCCACAUCUAUUAAACCAAAAAUUAUAUUCGAUGAAUCUGAUUUACAAGAUUUUUCUCCUACAAAUAUGUUAAGAUUAUCAACAAUAGUAUCAUCGAGACAUACAUUAGCUCUACCCUUUUUGAAAUUAAAUUCUUUAUCUACUAUUCAUGGUUGUCUUGAAAGACAAAAUCUUUUCAAAUUCAUUUCCAGAAUGCCAUCUUUAAAUAAUUAUACUUCAGCACAACUCACAGAUAUGAAAUUACCACAUUUUGACGAUGAUAAUAAUAAAACUAGGAGAAGAAUAAGUAAUAUUGAUCGUCCUCAAUUAAAUUUAUUAUCUAAAGAUACAUUAGAUAAUCAUUUAUAUGAAUUAACAACAAUUACAGAGAUUCAAAAUCAUCUUUUUGAAAGAAGUACAUCAGAUCAAACUGUACCUCGUAGAAGGAAAAUUAAAUUAAAUAGAAAAACACGUAAAGAUAGACAAGAAGUAAAAGAUGAAAAACCAUCAAUACAUGAUGAUAACAAUAUCGUCGAUUCAUUAAGAAACACCGAUAAUAAUAGUAUAAUCAUACCGAGACCAUUAUCACCAGUGGAUAGUAUGAUAUUCAAUAGAAAUAUUAUGACACCAAUAUCUACUCAUACAAUAAUUAAAGAACAAGAACGAGAACAAGAGCAGGAACCAAUACAUAUAAUAGAUGAUAUCACUACUUCCACCACUAAUACGACGAUACCAGAAAUUAAAACAUUUUCUAAAAAAUCUUCAAAUGGUUCAUUCUAUAAUGAAACAAGAUAUUUCAAAUUAUCUGAAAAAGCAUUAAAUUUUUUACAACCAAGUACAAGUAGCAAAGAUGAUAAUCAUAAUAAUAACAUUACUAUGACAAACAAAAACGAUACCAUUUCAACAACUUGUACAAACACGGAUACGAAUACGAAUACGAAUACGAAUAAGAUACCAUAUAUAUAUACCAACAAUAACAACAUUCAAGAUCUUGAUACAAAUAAGAAAAGAUUGAAUUUUAUUGGGACGGGGAUUACUCCAAUCUGGAAAUGGGGUAUCCAUGAAGAUCAACCACCUCCAUAUUCAUAA
Naumovozyma dairenensis CBS 421 is the source of this 1671-nucleotide messenger RNA. RefSeq names its product ERMES complex subunit MDM34 (gene MDM34). Lineage: Eukaryota; Fungi; Ascomycota; Saccharomycetes; Saccharomycetales; Saccharomycetaceae. Gene Ontology annotation, biological process: phospholipid transport; mitochondrion organization. The record is from RefSeq and is a predicted model, not a curated record. Gene Ontology annotation, cellular component: ERMES complex. The coding region runs from base 1 to 1671 and encodes 556 amino acids. Gene Ontology annotation, molecular function: lipid binding. The transcript has a single exon.